AAAAAGGGUACAUCAAUAUACUUUCGUGCACCGCCUUCGUGUUGUGCACUGUUCCAUCUGCCUCCACCCACCCACCCCCGCUUUAUUACCCCACCCCACCCCACCCCACUCCCACCCUCCCCACUUUUAAUACCCACCCUCACUCUCCUUUCCAAUUUUCCAAAAGUCCGCCAUUUUUUUUGGUCUUUUUUCAAUUUCUAGGGUUAGGGUUUUUGAAUGUUUUGAACAAUUUAAAGGUUGUUUUUAGCUCUGCAGGUCAACUUAUGUGCUGAAUCUGCUCUCCAAUUGAUUCAGGGUACUGAGGCAAACCUGCAGAUCACCAGUCCGCUGCUUCAGAACUUUCAAGCUAUGUAUAAUGAAGGAGUCCCAGAGUUUGUUGUUGAUCAGGGAUUAUAUUAUCCACCUGCCACCAAUUAUGGUUAUUUCUGUACAGGAUUAGAAUCGCCCGGUGAUUGGGAUGGCCACCAAGGAUUUUUUGGUCUGGAUGGUCAAGAUGUUCAGUAUAUGGAUGGUCAAAAUGAAAGUUACCCGUAUGUAUAUUAUACACCUAACUAUGGAUGUGCACAGUCUUCAUAUAACCCAUACAACCCUUACAUUCCCGGUGCUGUAGUAGGAGUUGAUGGUCCAUGUGCAGGGCAACAACAUUACUACACAAUCCCCCCUUACGAAAACUUGGGAUCAUCAUCGUACUUUCCCAUGACAGUACCAUCUACAUCUGGUAUUCCUGCGAGUGCUGCAGACCCGAUAAUGGAUGGUGUUCUAUCUUCUACUAAUAGAGCUGAUGGUCUUCGUCUUAAACGUAAUUUAUCCCCAACAUCUCCAAUCUUUACCCCAACAUCAUUAGGGCCAGCUUCAGGUUAUAGAAUUGCAUCUAACAGGGGAUCUGAAAAUGCAAAGGUCAAUGCUGCAUCGAGCAAGCAGCAUGUGUCACAUGGUUUUUCCAGUCAAUCCUCUCAAGUACACCCGGGUAAAGUUGCUCAAGCUAUAGGAAGCAUUAUUCAUGGGAAGGCUUUGUCUAAUCACGGUCAGCUGAGGGCUCCUCUGCCAUCUGAAAUUGACUUGUCUAAUCUCAGAUCAGGUGCUCAUGAGCGUGCUAAUACAGAUAAAGUCAGGCCAAAGUUUCUUAAUGGAAUAACCCCAAGUGAUGGGAAGGUUAGUCCUGAUACAUUGUCAGAACAGAAUCGAGGACCUAGAAUUGACAAAAUGAAAAAGCAACUGGUUGUGAAGGCCUACACUACAAGGGCAGGAAAUGUUGAUGUGCAAGGCAAUAUAGUUAUUCAUGCUGAGGAGUAUAAUAGAGGUGAUUUUCUGAUGGACUUCGUGAAUGCCAAGUUUUUUGUGAUCAAAUCGUACAGUGAGGAUGAUGUGCACAAGAGUAUAAAGUACAAUGUUUGGUCAUCAACCCCUAACGGGAAUAAGAAGCUGAAUAGUGCUUAUGAAGAUGCUCAGAGAAUUGCUGCUGGAAAUCCAAGAGGGUGCCCAAUAUUCCUUUUUUUCUCGGUUAAUGCAAGUGGCCAGUUUUGUGGUGUCGCUGAAAUGACUGGUCCUGUGGACUUCUACAAGGAUAUGGAUUUUUGGCAGCAAGAUAAGUGGAGUGGUAGCUUCCCUGUGAAGUGGCACUUCAUAAAGGAUGUCCCAAACCCUAAUUUUAGGCAUAUUAUAUUAGAGAACAAUGAGAACAAGCCAGUAACUAACAGCAGAGACACACAAGAGAUACGCUACAAGAAAGGCAUUGAGAUGCUGAAAGUAUUCAAGGAUUAUGCAUCGAGGACAUCAUUACUAGAUGACUUCAUGUACUAUGAAAACAGACAGAAAGUCUUGCAGGAAGAGAAAUCCAAGCUGCUAAUCAGGAGCUACGAUAGCCCAUUUCAUGUUCCUGUACUAGAUCCUCCGCGCAAGCUAAAUUCAUCUUCUGGUUUACCUUCUGGUGAAUGUGAGAAGAUCUCAAAGUGUAGUGAACACCAACAAUCUAGAAAUGGCAAGGCUGUUCCUGCAGAACCGGAUCCUAUAGAUUCUAAAGCUAACAAAGGAAAUUGCAAGGCUGUUCCUGCAGAACCGGAUCCCAUAGAUUCUAAAGCUAACAAAGAGAACACAAGUAAUGGUGACAAACUUGUGGCUGAAGAAGGUCCACACAUUAAUAGUGCAUUGAAGAUUGGUUCCUUAACUAUCAACCCAAAACCAUCGAAAGAUCAGCCCCUGGAUGUACAUACUGUAGGUAACAACACAGAAGCCACCACCCAGUCGGUUGAUGUCGUCACCGUGGGAUCUAUGCCUGUUAAAGUUAAUGGACGAGCUGAAUCUUCUGGUUUCCUAACGAUUGGAACCAUUCCGCUUGAUCCUAGAGCUUUCCAGCGCGAUGAGGCCAGUGGGUCUGGAAAAACAAUCCUCAAGUGAGUAUGCAUGACCUCAGUAAGUUGGGAUACUGGAGGAAAAAUUUAGUUCGCUAUCGUAUAAUAUACUUGGGCCUACCAAAGUUGAUCGGAUAAUAAGUUUCCUUGGGUAAUGUUAUGUUCUGCAUCCUCCUUUCGAGGAGAAUAUGGUUGAGGUACUAAUUUUUAGUUUGUGGUUGGGUUGGGGUUCGGAUGAUGGCUGAUAUUACUUCAAAUACAGUGCAAGUUUCUUCCUUUUGGCUUCCUUUUUUCAACAGAUUCAAGGUUUCCAUAUCUUUUCUUCAGCAUUAAGAUAAAAAGAAAAAAGCAAAGUGCUCACUUUUGGUAUUCUUUAGUCGUUGUAUCGUUGACUCUUUAAGACAAAUGUAAUGUUCGCGGCCUGGCCUUGUUGAAAUGGAAGUUUAGACCUUUGCUUGAUGUUUA
This is a messenger RNA of Capsicum annuum, 2813 nucleotides long. RefSeq names its product YTH domain-containing protein ECT4. Lineage: Eukaryota; Viridiplantae; Streptophyta; Magnoliopsida; Solanales; Solanaceae. The transcript is spliced from 7 exons. Bases 349 to 2394 code for a protein of 681 amino acids. Gene Ontology annotation, biological process: mRNA destabilization. Gene Ontology annotation, cellular component: cytoplasm. Gene Ontology annotation, molecular function: mRNA binding. The record is from RefSeq and is a predicted model, not a curated record.